Messenger RNA from Melampsora larici-populina 98AG31, 210 nucleotides. RefSeq lists its product as uncharacterized. The coding region runs from base 1 to 210 and encodes 69 amino acids. The record is from RefSeq and is a predicted model, not a curated record. Lineage: Eukaryota; Fungi; Basidiomycota; Pucciniomycetes; Pucciniales; Melampsoraceae. The transcript has a single exon.
AUGAAACAAUCAAAAAAACAAAACGAUCAAAAAACAGAACAAUCAAAAAAACAAAACGAUCAAAAAAACAAAACAAUCAAAAAAACAAAACAAUCAAACAAAGGAAACGAUCAUAAGCAAAACAAAAAACAUAACGAUGAUCAGUUUCAAGCGAAACCAACAAAACAAUCAACAGAAACGAUCAAAAUCAAAAAAGCAAUCAAAAACUAA